AGCUGCAUCAGGCUUUAUCCUACUUGUUCCUUUGGUGAACCAGGUUCACUUAAACUUGCAAAAAGAUGACCGACCUCUUGAGAAGUGUCGUCACCGUAAUUGAUGUUUUCUACAAAUACACCAAGCAAGAUGGGGAGUGUGGCACACUGAGCAAGGAUGAACUAAAGGAACUUCUGGAGAAAGAGUUUCAUCCAAUUCUGAAGAACCCAGAUGAUCCAGACACAGUGGAUGUCAUCAUGCAUAUGCUGGAUCGAGAUCAUGACAGAAGAUUGGACUUUACUGAGUUUCUUUUGAUGAUAUUCAAGCUGACUAUGGCCUGCAACAAGGUCCUCAGCAAAGAAUACUGCAAAGCUUCAGGGUCAAAGAAGCAUAGGCGUGGUCACCGACACCAAGAAGAAGAAAGCGAAACAGAAGAGAAUGAAGAGGAUACACCAGGAUAUAAAUCAGGUUACAGACAUUCAAGUUGGAGUGAGGGAGAGGAGCAUGGAUAUAGUUCUGGGCACUCAAGGGGAACUGUGAAACGUAGACAUGGGUCCAACUCCAGGAGGCUAGGAAGACAAGGUAAUUUAUCCAGCUCUGGGAACAAAGAGGGAUCUCAGAAAAGAUACCACAGGUCCAGCUCUGGUCACUCAUGGAGUAGUGGCAAAGAGAGACAUGGUUUCAGCUCUGGAGAACUGAGAGAAAGAAUAAACAAGUCACACAUUAGCCCUUCUAGGGAAUCUGGGGAAGAGUAUGAAUCUGGAUCUGGAUCAAAGAGUUGGGAAAGGAAAGGUCAUGGUGGUCUGUCAUGUGGAUUGGAGACUAGUGGGCAUGAAUCAAACUCUACUCAGUCAAGAAUUAGAGGACAAAAGCUUGGGUCUAGCUGCUCAGGUUCAGGAGAUAGUGGGAGGCGAAGUCAUGCAUGUGGUUAUAGCAAUUCAAGUGGGUGUGGAAGGUCACAAAAUGCUUCAAGUUCUUGUCAGUCACAUAGAUUUGGAGGGCAAGGAAAUCAAUUUAGCUAUAAUCAGUCAGGCUGUCAGUCAGGAAUUAAUGGAGGACAAGGCCAUGGCUGUGUCUCAGGAGGUCAGCCCUCUGGAUGUGGUCAACCUGAGUCUAACUCCUGCAGUGAGUCCUAUAGUCAGACAGGAUAUGGAGCUAGAGAAAAUGGUCAACCACAGAACUGUGGAGGACAAUGGAGAACAGGCUCAAGUCAGUCCUCUUGUUGUGGACAAUAUGGGUCUGGAGGUAGCCAGUCUUGUAGUAAUGGUCAACAUGAAUAUGGUUCUUGUGGCCACUUUUCAAACUCUUCUAGUUCAAAUGAAUUUUCCAAAUGUGGUCAAUAUGGGUCUGGUUCAGGUCAGUCUACUAGCUUUGAACAACGUGGAACAGGCUUGAGUCAGUCUUCUGGGUUCGAACAACAUGUAUCUGGCUCAGGUCAAACUUGUGGCCAGCAUGAGUCUACAUCAAGUCAAUCCUUGGGUUAUGACCAGCAUGGGUCUAGCUCAGGUAAGACAUCUGGCUUUGGACAACAUGGGUCUGGCUCAGGUCAGUCCUCUGGCUUUGGACAAUGUGAAUUAGGCUCAGGUCAGUCCUCUGGCUUUGGACAGCAUGGGUCUGUCUCAGGACAAUCUUCUGGUUUUGGACAGCAUGGGUCUGUCUCAGGACAAUCCUCUGGUUUUGGACAACAUGAGUCUAGAUCACGUCAGUCUAGCUAUGGCCAACACAGUUCUGGCUCAAGUCAGUCAUCUGGCUAUGGCCAACAUGGGUCUAGACAGACAUCUGGCUUUGGACAACAUGGGCCAGGCUCAAGUCAAUCCACUGGCUUUGGCCAAUAUGGAUCAGGCUCAGGUCAGUCCUCUGGCUUUGGACAACAUGCGUCUGGCUCAGGACAAUCCUCUGGUUUUGGACAACAUGAGUCUAGAUCAGGUCAUUCUAGCUAUGGCCAACAUGGUUUUGGCUCAAGUCAAUCAUCUGGCUGUGGUCAACAUGGGUUGAGUUCAGGACAGACAUCUGGAUUUGGACAACAUGAGUUAAGCUCAGGUCAGUCUUCCAGCUUUGGCCAACAUGGAUCAGGCUCAGGUCAGUCCUCUGGCUUUGGACAACAUGGCUCUGGCUCAGGACAAUCCUCUGGCUUUGGACAACAUGAGUCUAGAUCACGUCAGUCUAGCUAUGGCCAACACAGUUCUGGUUCAAGUCAGUCAUCUGGCUAUGGCCAACAUGCGUCUAGACAGACAUCUGGCUUUGGACAUGGGUCAGGCUCAAGUCAAUCCACUGGCUUUGGCCGAUAUGGAUCAGGCUCAGGUCAGUCCGCUGGCUUUGGACAACGUGUGUCUGGCUCAGGACAAUCCUCUGGUUUUGGACAACAUGAGUCUAGAUCAGGUCAUUCUGGCUAUGGCCAACAUGGUUUUGGCUCAAGUCAAUCAUCUGGCUGUGGUCAACAUGGGUCAAGUUCAGGACAGACAUCUGGAUUUGGACAACACGAGUUAAGCUCAGGUCAGUCUUCCAGCUUUGGCCAACAUGGAUCAGGCUCAGGACAAUUCUCUGGCUUUGGACAGCAUGAGUCUAGAUCAAGUCAGUCUAGUUAUGGCCAACAUGGUUCUGGCUCAAUUCAGUCAUCUGGCUAUGGUCAACAUAGGUCUAGUUCAGGACAGACAACUGGCUUUGGACAACACAGGUCAAGCUCAGGUCAAUCCUCUGGCUUUGGCCAACAUGGAUCAAGCUCAGGUCAGUCCUCUGGCUUUGGACAACAUGGGACUGGUUCAGGACAAUCCUCUGGUUUUGGACAACAUGAGUCUAGAUCACAUCAGUCUAGCUAUGGCCAACAUGGUUCUGGCUCAAGUCAAUCAUCUGGCUAUGCUCAACAUGGGUCAAAUUCAGGACAGACAUCUGGAUUUGGACAACACAGGUCAGGCUCAGGUCAGUCCUCUGGCUUUGGCCAAUAUGGAUUGGGCUCAGAUCAGUCUUCUGGCUUUGGACAACAUGGGUCAGGCACAGGAAAAUCCUCUGGCUUUGCACAGCAUGAGUACAGAUCAGGUCAGACUAGCUAUGGCCAACAUGGUACUGGCUCCAGUCAAUCAUCUGGCUGUGGCCAACAUGAGUCUGGCUCAGGUCCAACCACAGGUUUUGGACAGCAUGUGUCUGGCUCAGACAAUUUCUGUAGUUCUGGACAACAUAUAUCUGACUCAGGUCAGUCCACUGGAUUUGGCCAAUAUGGUUCAGGCUCAGGUAAAUCAACUGGCUUGGGCGAGGGUGAAUCUCAACAAGUAGAGUCAGGAUCCACAGUUCAUGGGAGACAGGAAACUACUCAUGGUCAGAUAAUAAAUACCACUAGACAUAGCCAGUCUGGUCAAGGACAAUCCACACAGACAGGGUCCAGGGUAACUAGAAGACGAAGAUCUAGCCAAAGUGAGAACAGUGACAGUGAAGUGCACUCAAGGGUCUCACAUAGACAUUCAGAACACAUUCACACACAAGCUGGAUCUCACUACCCAAAGUCAGGAUCCACAGUUCGCAGAAGACAAGGAACUACUCAUGGACAGAGAGGAGAUACCACUAGACAUGGCCAUUCUGGUCAUGGACAGUCUACACAGACAGGUUCCAGAACAUCUGGAAGAAAGAUAUUUAGCCACAGUGAUGCCACUGACAGUGAAGUGUACUCAGGGGUCUCACAUAGACCACACUCACAAGAACAAACUCACAGCCAAGCUGGAUCUCAACAUGGAGAGCCAGAAUCCACAGUUCAUGAGAGACAUGAAACUACUUAUGGACAGACAGGAGCGGCCACUGGACAUGGCCACUCUGGUCAUGGACAGUCCACACAGAGAGGGUCCAGGACAACUGGAAGAAGGGGAUCUGGCCAUAGUGAGUCCAGUGACAGUGAAGUGCACUCAGGGGGCUCACAUAGACCACAAUCACAAGAACAAAUUCAUGGCCAAGCCGGAUCUCAACAUGGAGAGUCAGGAUCCACAGUUCACGGGAGACACAGAACUACUCAUGGACAGACAGGAGAUACCACUAGACAUGCCCACUAUCAUCAUGGAAAAUCCACACAGAGAGGGUCCAGUACAACUGGAAGAAGGGGAUCUGGCCACAGUGAGUCCAGUGACAGUGAAGUGCACUCAGGGGGCUCACACACACAUUCAGGACACACUCACAGCCAAGGUGGAUCUCAACAUGGAGAGUCAGAAUCCAUAGUUCAUGAGAGACACAGAAUUACUCAUGGACAGACAGGAGAUACCACUAGACAUUCCCACUCUGGUCAUGAACAAACCACACAGACAGGGUCCAGGACAACUGGAAGACAGAGAACUAGCCACAGUGGGUCCACUGACACUGAAGUGCACUCAGAGGGCUCACACAGACCGCACUCACGAGAACACACUUAUGGCCAAGCCAGAUCUCAACAUGGAGAGCCAGAAUUCACAGUUCAUGAGAGACACGGAACUACUCAUGGACAGACAGGAGACACCACUAGACAUUCCGACUCUGGUCAUGGACAGUCAACACAGAGAGGGUCCAGGACAACUGGAAGACAGAGAUCUAGCCACAGUGAGUCCAGUGACAGUGAAGUGCACUCAGGGGUCUCACACACACAUACAGGACACACUUAUGGUCAAGCUGGACCUCAACAUGGACAGUCAGAAUCCAUAGUUCAUGAGAGACAUGGAACUACUCAUGGACACACAGGAGAUACCACUAGACAUGCCCACUAUCAUCAUGGACUAACCACACAGACAGGGUCCAGGACUACUGGAAGAAGGGGAUCUGGCCACAGUGAGUACAGUGACAGUGAAGGGUACUCAGAAGUCUCACAUACACAUUCAGGACACACUCAUGGCCAAGCCGGAUCUCAACAUGCAGAGUCAGAAUCCACAGUUGAUGAGAGACAUGGAACUAUACAUGGACAGACAGGAGAUACCACUAGACAUGCCCACUCUAGUCAUGGACAGUCCACACAGACAGGGUCCAGGACCACUGGAAGAAGGGCAUCUGGCCACAGUGAGUACAGUGACAGUGAAGGGCACUCAGGGUUCUCACAAAGACCACACUCACGAGGACACACUCACGGCCAAGCUGGAUCUCAACAUGGAGAGUCAGAAUCCAUCGUUGAUGAGAGACACAGGACUACUCAUGGACAGACAGGAGAUACCAGUGGACAUUCUCAAUCUGGUCAUGGACAGGCCACGCAGUCAGGAUCCAGUACAACUGGAAGAAGGAGAUCUGGCCACAGUGAGUCCAGUGACAGUGAAGUGCACUCAGGCGGCUCACACACACAUUCAGGACACACACACGGCCAAGCCGGAUCUCAACAUGGAGAGUCAAAAUCCACAGUUCACGAGAGACACCAAACUACUCAUGGACAGACAGGAGAUACCACUGAACAUGGCCACCCUAGUCAUGGACAAACCACACAGACAGGGUCCAGGACAACUGGAAGAAGGGCAUCUGGCCACAGUGAGUACAGUGACAGUGAAGGGCACUCAGGGGGCUCACACACACAUUCAGGACACACUCACGGUCAAGCUGGAUCUCACUAUCCAGAGUCAGGAUCCUCAGUUCAUGAGAGACACGGAACUACUCAUGGACAAACAGCAGAUACCACUAGACAUGGCCACUCUGGUCAUGGACAGUCCACACAGAGAGGGUCUAGGACAACUGGAAGAAGGGGAUCAGGCCACAGUGAGUCCAGUGACAGUGAAGUGUACUCAGGAGUCUCACACACACAUUCAGGACACACUCACGGCCAAGCCGGAUCUCAACAUGGAGAGUCAGGAUCCUCAGUCCACGGGAGACAGGGAACUAUACAUGGACAGACAGGAGAUACCACUAGACAUGCCCACUCUGGUCAUGGACAGUCCACACAUAGAGAGUCCAGGACAACUGGAAGAAGGGCAUCUGGCCACAGUGAGUACAGUGACAGUGAAGUACACUCAGGGGUCUCACACACACAUUCAGGACACACACACGGCCAAUCCGGAUCUCAACAUGGAGAGUCAGAAUCCACAGUUCACGAGAGACACCACACUACUCAUGGAGAGAUAGGAGAUACCACUGAACAUGGCCACUCUGGUCAUGGACAAGUCACACAGACAGGGUCCAGGACAACAGGAAGACAGAGAUCUAGGCACAGUGAGUCCAGUGACAGUGAAGUGCACUCAGGGGGCUCACACACACCACACUCACAAGAACACACUCAUGGCCAAGCCGGAUCUGAACAUGGAGAGUCAGAGUCCACAGUUCACGAGAGACACCAAACUACUCAUGGACAGAGAGCAGAUACCACUGGACAUGCCCACUCUGGUCAUAGACAAGCCACACAGAGAGGGUCCAGGACAACUGGAAGAAGGGCAUCUGGCCACAGUGAGUACAGUGACAGUAAAGUGCACUCAGGGGGCUCACACACACAUUCAGGACACACUCAUGGCCAAGCCGGAUCCCAACAUAGAGAGUCAGGAUCCUCAGUUCAUGAGAAACAUGGAACUAUACAUGGACAGACAGGAGAUACCACUAGACAUGCCCACUCUGGUCAUGGACAGUCCACACAGACAGGGUCCAGGACCACUGGAAGAAGAGCAUCUGGCCACAGUGAGUACAGUGACAGUGAAGGGCACUCAGGGUUCUCACAAAGGCCACACUCACGAGGACACACUCACGGCCAAGCUGGAUCUCAACAUGGAGAGUCAGAAUCCAUCGUUGACGAGAGACACAGGACUACUCAUGGACAGACAGGAGAUACCAGUGGACAUUCUCAAUCUGGUCAUGGACAGGCCACGCAGUCAGGAUCCAGUACAACUGGAAGAAGGAGAUCUGGCCACAGUGAGUCCAGUGACCGUGAAGUGCACUCAGGCGGCUCACACACACAUUCAGGACACACACACGGCCAAGCCGGAUCUCAACAUGGAGAGUCAAAAUCCACAGUUCACGAGAGACACCAAACUACUCAUGGACAGACAGGAGAUACCACUGAACAUGGCCACCCUAGUCAUGGACAAACCACACAGACAGGGUCCAGGACAACUGGAAGAAGGGCAUCUGGCCACAGUGAGUACAGUGACAGUGAAGGGCACUCAGGGGACUCACACACACAUUCAGGACACACUCACGGUCAAGCUGGAUCUCACUAUCCAGAUCCACACAGAGAGGGUCUAGGACAACUGGAAGAAGGGGAUCAGGCCACAGUGAAUCCAGUGACAGUGAAGUGUACUCAGGAGUCUCACACACACAUUCAGGACACACUCACGGCCAAGCCGGAUCUCAACAUGGAAAGUCAGGAUCCUCAGUCCACGGGAGACAGGGAACUAUACAUGGACAGACAGGAGAUACCACUAGACAUGCCCACUCUGGUCAUGGACAGUCCACACAUAGAGAGUCCAGGACAACUGGAAGAAGGGCAUCUGGCCACAGUGAGUACAGUGACAGUGAAGUACACUCAGGGGUCUCACACACACAUUCAGGACACACACACGGCCAAUCCGGAUCUCAACAUGGAGAGUCAGAAUCCACAGUUCACGAGAGACACCACACUACUCAUGGAGAGAUAG
Pongo pygmaeus (Bornean orangutan) is the source of this 7520-nucleotide messenger RNA. It is a transcript of the gene FLG2, whose product is annotated as filaggrin 2. The transcript is spliced from 4 exons. Lineage: Eukaryota; Metazoa; Chordata; Mammalia; Primates; Hominidae. Gene Ontology annotation, cellular component: nucleus; cornified envelope; keratohyalin granule. The record is from RefSeq and is a predicted model, not a curated record. Gene Ontology annotation, molecular function: transition metal ion binding; calcium ion binding. Gene Ontology annotation, biological process: establishment of skin barrier. The coding region runs from base 66 to 7520 and encodes 2484 amino acids.